UAUUCUCUAUUGUGGCAGGAGGAGGGCUGGAAACUGAAUCGCAACAACUACUACCAGGAAGGAUGGCUGGCUACAGGCAAUGUGCGCGGCGUCGUUGGCGUCACUUUUACUUCGUCUCACGCGCGCCGUUCGCAGGAUUUGCCACUGCGUACUAAUUAUAACCUGAGAGGGCAUCGUUCUGAUGUGAUUUUAGUGAAAUGGAACGAGCCAUAUCAAAAGCUUGCUUCCUGCGACAGCUCAGGGGUGAUCUUCGUGUGGAUCAAGUACGAGGGGCGCUGGAGCAUCGAGCUCAUCAACGACAGGAGCACCCCUGUCACGCAUUUCUCGUGGUCCCACGAUGGACGAAUGGCUCUCAUUUGCUACCAGGAUGGAUUCGUGCUGGUGGGUUCGGUGGCAGGCCAGCGUUAUUGGUCAUCGAUGCUGUCGUUAGAUGCGCGUAUCACCUGCGGCUGCUGGACACCUGAUGACGGGCAAGUCUACCUCGGGACUGCUUCCGCACAACUUGUCGUUAUGGACGUGCACGGGGCUAUGGUCUCACAGGCCCAAAUAGUAGCAGAAGGUGGAAUCACACAGAUGGCAUGGUCGUGCGAGAAGUUCAAAAUGGAGGAAGGUGAAGAAGCGAUCGAAGGAGGCGUACAUGUGUUAGCAGUAGCGCUGGGAAAUGGUGAACUGGUGAUGAUGCGAGGUCACGAUGAUGUGUCUCCUGUUAGGGUCAAGACUGGAUUAAGAGGCCCUACGCUGAACAUGGAGUGGGCCAAUUCUAGAGAACUUCUCGCUGUUGCUGGGACCCUAUUACCAGAACCGAACGAACCGGCAGACGCAGCUCCAUACAAUAACGUGGUAAAGUUUUAUUCGGACACCGGUGCUCUCAUUUACACUGUACCUAUACCUUACGUGCAGGCAAAAGUGACAGCCCUCACCUGGGGCCAUGCCGGGCGUCGUCUGUUCGUGAGCGUGGGCGGCGCGGUGUGCACAGCACGCGUGUGGCGUGUGGUAGCCCCGCUGCAGCUGCUGGCCCGUGUGCGUGCGGCGCAGGCGCUACGGGACCCUCGGUUGGCUACGCGCUUGCCGUUGCCGCCGAGACUGCAGCCAGCCUUGGCUAACCUCUUCGCUCACACCAUUCGGUGUAACGUUCCCGAAACAAAUGAGCUCCGUCGCUUCGUAUCCCGUCCCCCGUCAGCUAACGGGCGUCUCCACUGCACCAUGCUGCGACACGACGACGAGGAAACUGGUGCCUACACCCUCUAUCUCGAACACCUCGGGGGCUUGGUGCCCUUGUUAAAAGGAAGAAGAACCAGCAAAAUCAGACCGGAAUUUGUCAUCUUUGAUCCUCAAGCGGAAGAAAAUGCAGUAGUGAGUACGUUUACUCGCGAGAGUAGCAGCAGCAGCAGUGGAGCGACCAGCUCGUCCAGCAGCGGGGGCAGCGGGGGCAGCGCGGGCAGCGGGGGCAGCGCGAAGAGUGAGCGGACUUCCUCCCCCCGCGCCCCGCGUACGCCCCGCACGCCGCGCCCCUCCCGCCGUCUACCGCCCUUGCCGCACAACGACUCGUGCUCUUCUGAUACUGAGCGGGAGGAAGGUUGUUCCGGGUCUCCGAGACUCCAGAGACGACGGCGAGCGCGCGAGCGGCGGAAGGUCCGCAGUUCGAGCGAAAAGGACGACCCUGGCGACGAACUUGCUUACAUUGACUCCUUACCUGAGGAUGUCCGCUUAGUAGAAGUUACAUCUAAUAUUUGGGGGACCAAGUUUAAAAUGCACGGUCUCGCGAAGAACGUCCCUGCAAAUCUCGGCCAGGUUACUUACAAGACGUCCUUGCUGCACCUUCAGCCGCGCCAGAUGACACUGAUGAUCACAGAGUUAAGAGACGACUUUCCGGUCGGACCCGAUCCAAACUUUAACCCAAACAUAUUCUCCGAAGACGAAGAAGAAGUUUUCCAAUCCAAUGACACUAAUUCCCCCUCCCACACUAACAACAAUAUACGGAGGAAGUUAACAUUAAACGAAAGAAAGAACAAUGUAAAUAAUAUAAUAAAUCAAAACGAAAACUAUAAUCCAAACAAUAACGCCAACGGACCUUCUUUAGCCCGCGCAGAGUCUUACGACGAGUUCCCUUACAUCGACACUAAUGACGUGAAUAAUGCAACGGAAGCCUACUCUAACCCGGUGAAGCACGCGUCUCACGGUCCCGCUGAACGUAGAGUUAAUAAUCCCUCCUCUGUCUCAAACAGACAUGCCAUAUCGCCAUUACGCUGUGAGAGCUCAGUGCCUACGUUACAGUCCCCUAAGAAUGCUGUUGCACCUACUGAUAUCAUUUUCGAAAGACCUUCGCCGCAAACCGUCACCUGCGGCGGCAGGGGAGACUUCUGUGGAGGUAGAACCGACUAUAGUGUUCGAAGUGACAAUGCAUCUUUGAAAGGCAAUCUGUCGGAGCAGCAGUCGUUCAGUUUAAAUCUUUCUUUAGAGCCCAGUAGACAAGUAACGAUUAAGAAAUUUGACAAUAAUGUCACGGAUACUUGCAUGUCAAAGUUGCGCAGAAACAUUUGCAAAGAUCCCAUCACCGCUAUUAACGCCGCCGCGGCGUCGUUCGACGCCAGGGUUUUAAAAAUGUGUCAAAGGUAUUACGACAGGGAGCUGCACCCGGACGCGGCGGCUAGAAAAGAGAUGGCGGAGACGCUAAAGAAUUUGCAACAGAAGGGAGACGAUCUCAAGUUUAUAGACGAGGAGACUCCCGUCGACACGACCAUCAACAACUUAACCGACAGAGUCAAGGAAGUGCGAGUGCAGCGGACCACGACGGUGGUGCCGAUCAGCCCGGUGUGCGCCAACGUGCCGGUGUACGACACGAUGACGCGCAGCUGCAGCGUCGGGUACCUGGACCUGGUGGACCCGCACGCCCCCUACGCGCACGUCAGCCUGACGGCGCUGCGAGGCGAGCCGCCGCGGCGCCUGGUCCUCGUCAACAACAAGCGGCAGAGGAGACCCCGGAGGCACUUCCGGACGCACGACGCGAGGCAGGCGGACGCGGCGAAGACGCCGAGCCUCAAGAAGUGCGGGAAGUCCAGGAGCCUGGACUCGAGCGAGAUGGCGCUGACCGUGGAGAGGAGCAGGCGGCAGGCGAAGGCCGAGGCGGGCGCGGGCGGCGAGGCCGCGGCGGCGCUCUGCGGCAGCCGGCCCGGCGCGGGCGACGACGCGGCCGGCGCCGGCGCCGAGCGUUAA
Molecule: messenger RNA, 3213 nt
Organism: Hyposmocoma kahamanoa
Lineage: Eukaryota; Metazoa; Arthropoda; Insecta; Lepidoptera; Cosmopterigidae
Gene: Tusp
Product: tubby-related protein 4
Exons: 10
Molecular function (GO): protein binding
Source: RefSeq, a predicted model, not a curated record